AUCCAGCUUCCUCCACUUCACUCUCCACAUCUCCUGGGACUCCUUGCUUGUGUGGAAGAUGUCCUGCUCCAGCCUGUGUGCUCCUGCAUGUGGGGUGGCCACCCCAGCCCCACUGGCUGACAGCUGCAACGAGCCCUGCGUGCGCCAGUGCCCCGACUCCACUGUGGUGAUCCAACCCCCGGCCACCGUGGUCACCUUCCCCGGGCCCAUCCUCAGCUCCUUCCCACAGAAUGCUGUGGUUGGCUCAGCAGGAGUCCCCGCCGUCGGAUCGGGCUUGGGUGGCACCUUUGGACGCAGUGCCGGCUAUGGAGGCCUGGGAGGUUUUGGUGGCUAUGGAGGCCUGGGAGGCUAUGGAGGCUAUGGAGGCUUUUAUGGCCUUGGUGGCUAUGGGGGCUAUGGAGGCUUUGGUAGCUGUGGAUAUGGUGGCUGGCGCCGAGGCCACAGGUACCUCAGCGGCAGCUGUGGGCCCUGCUAAGCACAGCACCACCGCUGUCGAUGGUUGAAGGAGAGCUCUGGAGAAGCCCCACCACAUCCCUACCUGACACUGUGAGGAUGGGCUCCCCUUCAGCAUCACUGGGCUCCUGUGUUUGGAUGCCUCAUAUCUGCACAAGGCCCAGCUCUGUCUUCCCCUGCUCCGCUUCAGCUUCACUUCAGGACUUGCUGUGCUUUGAUGACACCACCAAGCUCUGACUGCCUACUCCUGUCCCUCUGCCCUCUGCAAGAAGAUGGAGACAGCCUCUGGCCAGCGGCUGCCAUUCUGCAACCUCACUCCUCCUCCCCUGUAUCUGAAAUAAAAACUCUCUUGUACUGCA
Gallus gallus (chicken) is the source of this 812-nucleotide messenger RNA. RefSeq names its product claw keratin-like (gene CBP3A2). The record is from RefSeq and is a predicted model, not a curated record. Lineage: Eukaryota; Metazoa; Chordata; Aves; Galliformes; Phasianidae. Bases 59 to 475 code for a protein of 138 amino acids. Gene Ontology annotation, cellular component: intermediate filament. Gene Ontology annotation, molecular function: structural constituent of cytoskeleton. The transcript is spliced from 2 exons.